Molecule: messenger RNA, 477 nt
Organism: Plectropomus leopardus (leopard coralgrouper)
Lineage: Eukaryota; Metazoa; Chordata; Actinopteri; Perciformes; Serranidae
Source: RefSeq, a predicted model, not a curated record
GCCUUGCAAGAUCUUCACCAUGAGACAAUCACUCAUGUCCGUCAUCUUUGCCGCAGCGCUCUUUUUCGAGUGCUAUGCUCUGUCAGUGGCGAUACCCAUGGGCAAGACUGAUGAUGGCUCCUUGGAGCAGGAUACUUUGGCCUCGCUGUUGAGCGACGAAGCGCCAGAAAACUUCAGCGAAGCAGAUCUGGCUCCUGUGGGUAAAACCAGAGGGCCGAGGGUGAUCGUCAUCGCCGAUCCGAGCCUGUGGAGGGACCUGCGGGUGCAACACAACGGACUGUCCCUCCACAAGCGGAGAGCUGACGACAACAGUGUGGUCAUCGAGCACAGAGACGCCAGCCAGGACCUGAACAUCCCCAUCCUGAGGAGGGACACAAUGAGAUGCAUGGUGGGACGGGUGUACCGGCCGUGCUGGGAAGUCUAGGACUCUGCUCGUCUAGGCGCCGAAACAGAGGACGAACGCCGCAUCCUCUCCUG